This is a messenger RNA of Drosophila guanche, 1016 nucleotides long. Its product is annotated as CD63 antigen. Gene Ontology annotation, cellular component: membrane. The transcript has 4 exons. The record is from RefSeq and is a predicted model, not a curated record. NCBI's taxonomy places the organism in Eukaryota, Metazoa, Arthropoda, Insecta, Diptera, Drosophilidae. The coding region runs from base 165 to 872 and encodes 235 amino acids.
AUCAAUAUUCUAUCAUCACUUCUCCAAUUUUGUUUACCUGCUUAGCGCUGUUUUUGGCGGAUAACUCAAAAAGAUACAGCAAGUGAAGGGUGGAGAGUGCAGUGAUUUGAAUCAGUACCAAUAAUCAGAGCAAACGCGAGAGACGUACGAAUUUUCGCAGUAAAAUGGCAUCCGGCGGCUUGGCAUGUGUCAAAUAUUUGACAUUCUUUUGCAAUCUACUAUUUGCGCUCACGGGUCUACUCAUCUUUCUGGUGGGUGGCAUGGUUCAAUUGAAUUAUGCACACUAUUCGAAUUUUGUCGGGGAUCAUAUAUGGACAGCGCCCAUAAUACUGAUGAUUGUGGGCGCCGCUGUGGCCGUUAUUUGUUUCCUGGGCUGUUGCGGUGCAUUGAAGGAGAGCAGCUGCAUGAUCCUCAGCUUUGCCAUACUCGCCGUGGUCAUAUUUCUGUUCGAAAUAGGUCUGGGAGUGGCCGGGUACGUGAAGCAUUCGGAUCUGCAGCCACUAAUGGAGGGACAAUUCAAUGCGACCAUGCGGCACUACAAGGAGCGUGAGGAUUAUCGCGAUGCCUGGACCCUGUUGCAAACUGAAUUGGAUUGCUGCGGCACGUAUGGACCCAACGAUUGGGAGGUUAUUUAUCCCAACAAGACCCUGCCGCCGGCAUGCUGCUCUGUCAUCAAUUUAAGCGAGGCCAAGGAGUGCACUGUGGUGCAUGCCACACAGAGUGGCUGCUUGCACAAGCUCUUGGGAAUCUUGGACUCAAAGACAUUGCUCUUGGCCUCUGUGGUGCUGGCUGUGGCGGGUAUACAGCUUUUGACCAUACUCUUUGCGUGCUGCCUGUAUCGUUCGUUUCGCCGGAGCUACGAUCACGUUUAGAUUGCGCAGCGAUGAUCCCGUCUGUCGACUUUGAAGCGGGUGGAAACGAAAGGAAUGAGCGAAGGAACAAUUUUCGUAGUCUGUAGUUUGUCAUAUGUAUGCAGAAACAUUUCUCGUUGCCGUCUCUGAAUCACAACAAUCACA